Molecule: messenger RNA, 1713 nt
Organism: Acanthaster planci (crown-of-thorns starfish)
Lineage: Eukaryota; Metazoa; Echinodermata; Asteroidea; Valvatida; Acanthasteridae
Product: transmembrane protein 17B-like
Biological process (GO): non-motile cilium assembly
Cellular component (GO): ciliary transition zone
Source: RefSeq, a predicted model, not a curated record
CCUUUCCAUUGGUAAUUAUAAACAACAUGGCGGCAGAUUACAUGCGGCAGAAACUGACUUCAUUUUCGGAGGCAGUUUUUCCCGGUAGGGCGUUGCGAGACAACCGCCAACAUCACGCCAUAAGACCGGGGAAUGAGCUGGUUUCCAACUUGCCUCUCCAGAUGGCUUUGUACUUCAACGUUUUCUUCUUCCCAUUUUGGCUUGUCUGCUCCAUUGUACUCUUGGAACUAAAGUUUUACCACUUGGAUGAGAUAUUUCGGUUUGUGUGUGUGACCAUCUAUGUCGUGAUGGGAGGCACAGAGAUCAUGAGAUUGUAUCUUGGAUAUCUGGGAAAUUUACAAGAAAGGGUUCCCGAGCUGGCUGGGUCCUGGCUCCUGACCCUCAUCCUCCAGUUCCCCCUCAUCAUCUUCCUCCUGGCCGUUGAGCGGGCCAUGCCCGUCCCUGUUGAGCGGGCCGUCCACCUGGUCCAGCUAACCUUCAUCGUCCUGGAACUGGUCUUCGGCUUCUUGGCCCUCCGGGUCAUGACCCAGCACCAGAUCAUGAAGUUCCACCUGCAGGACUUUGACACCAUCUUUGACCUGGAGGAGGGUCACCAGGAAGUCAUGGGCCGCUACACACCGUUGGCAUGACAACGAUCGAUGCCAAAUUAUCGAAGUCCAAAUGGCUGCACUAUAUGGCCAACUGUUCUCAUGUCCUGCUGUGCACUCCAUUUGCAAGUGCCUUGCUGCAUAGGGCGGUAUUGUCCAAUAUGUACAGCAAGUACAGUUCCUAAGGCCUACAAAAAAUUUGAUGGCCUACUAAAAUGGGUGGGCCUGUAAAGAAACCAUAGUGUGCUUUCUCUGAGAAUUUUCAGUGUUGCAAAAGCUAGAAAGUACAUCAUACGUGCAAGUCCAACUUGGCAUCAAUAUGAAAUGUGAACCUCCAGCACUUACCAGCACUCUGAGAUUGGUACCAGUGCCUUGGCUGGAGUGUGGCCUAAGGAACACUCGUGCUUAAGGUCUGGGGAACACUGGUGUGCAGGGCCUACAGAACACUGGUAAAGUUGUGAUUUAAACAGACAUAUACAUGUACGAAUGUGUACACUGUAGAAAUCGUUUUCUGUAAAGUGUAAGAAUGUGAAGGCAGGAUUGCUGAGAGAUUCUGUGAUGUUGAGGAAGGGUUAAAUACAAUGGGAAUUUGUAAAUUUUGUCUUGCAGAUUUUUUUUGGAGAACAACUUUGUUGGUUACCCAGUUUAAAGAUUAGAAAUGGAAGCUGUUAUAGGUUGCUGUGAACUGUUUGCCAAAGGGACCCAAUUUCAUAGACAGUGCUUUGCAGGAAAAAAAAUAAUAAUUGCUUAAAAAGAGUUUCUAAGCUAAGCAAAAUUAAGCUUGAAACUAAUCAGGGCAGUACUUGUCAUGUGGUUUUUCGGUUGCUAACCUAAUUGUGGCCAAGUAAAUAAUUGUCUGCGUUUGCUAUUCUUAUCGCCAUGAGAUUAGACCUCAGAGUGACCUGAAAUAUCAAAAAAGAGAGGGGGGGGGACCUUCCCAUUGGUAUUCUUUUUUAUGGCCAAUUAUUGAUUGUUAGUUGAUGUGUGUGUUGCAGGACUGGUUUACACACUUCCUUGUAUUUCUUUGUCAACAGGUUGAAGUGUGGUUUGUCCAUCCUGUUAAAAAUGUAACAUUUGUGGCUCUUUCCAGUUAAUUUUUGUCACUUUGAUGAGUACUCCAGUGAUU